AUGAGUCGUUCAUCCACGACAAUACUAUCAUCACCAACCAUGACUGGUCAGAGGACAUGGUUCCGAGAGGAUCAAUCUGGUAAUAAUAUUGAGUUAUUGAACCAAGAUCAAACGGUUGCUGGUAAUUCUUCUUUCACGCUUGUUUCUUAUAAUAUUCUUGCUCAACUCUAUGCAAAACAUUUACAAGUUUCGGAUCCUAAAAUUUGUGAUUGGGAGCAACGGAAAGAGAGGUUAUAUCAAGAAUUGAUGAGUUAUCAAGCAGAUAUUAUUUGUCUUCAAGAGAUGGAUUUGUAUCGGAAAUAUUGGCAAUCCAUGAUGAAAGAUGAAGGCUUUGAUUCAAGUUAUGUCGAAAAAACUGGUAAGAGAAAUGGUUGUGGAACUUUUUGGAAACGAGAUCGGUUUGAACAAGUAAAUGUAUUAGAAUUGCAUUUGGAGGAAUUGGAAAAUUAUAUUGAAAAAGAAGAAUUGGGAAAUGAAAAGAGAUUCGCGAGGAGAGAUGCUGCCAAUUUGACCUUAUUGAAGGAUUUACAGACUGGAAAAUUGUUAUUAAUUGUGAAUAAUCAUUUGGCGUGGGACCCAGCGUAUCCAGAAGUGAAAUUGUGUCAAAUGUUUUAUAUUUUACAAGUUGCACAUCAAUGGUUGAAAAAGGUGUGCCAAAAACAAGGUCAACACCACAACAGCAUUAAUGACAUCAAUUCAGUUGUAUCUGUGAUUUUAUGUGGAGAUUAUAAUUCUCUUCCGGACAGUGAGGUCUAUGAUUUGAUCACAAAAGGAAGAGCCCAAAUUCCAGGAAAGGAAAUCAAAUUUAACAAAAAUAGUGAGCUAGUUUGUGAUGGUGUGGAAAAUGUGAAAUCUUCAACACACUCAUCACAUCACAGCCACUCUUCCAAACAAUAUCUGCUAAAUCCUUUCACACCAGCAAAGAGUGCAUAUUUUGAAAUUUAUGGAAAGGAGCCUAAAUUUACAAACUACACGAGCACUUUUUAUGGAACUUUGGAUUAUGUGUUUACGUUUAAUUUUGAUUGGAAACAUGGCCUCAAUACUGAGAUAUCUCUGAAGCACAUUGAAAAUGAGGAUCAAUUGAAGCAACAACAUGCUCCGCAGCAACUUCAAGUCACUGAUGUUUUGGGAGAAAUUUCAUUAGAACAAGCUCAAGAAUUUUCAUUCAUACCUUCAUUGAUAUUUCCCUCAGAUCAUAUUGCUCACUGUGUGAAGUUUUCAUGGAUUUCACAUAAUUUUUAA
This is a messenger RNA of Naegleria lovaniensis, 1242 nucleotides long. RefSeq lists its product as uncharacterized. Gene Ontology annotation, molecular function: poly(A)-specific ribonuclease activity. The coding region runs from base 1 to 1242 and encodes 413 amino acids. Gene Ontology annotation, biological process: nuclear-transcribed mRNA poly(A) tail shortening. Gene Ontology annotation, cellular component: cytoplasm; CCR4-NOT complex; nucleus. The transcript has a single exon. Lineage: Eukaryota; Heterolobosea; Eutetramitea; Acrasida; Naegleriidae. The record is from RefSeq and is a predicted model, not a curated record.